Fusarium tjaetaba is the source of this 1365-nucleotide messenger RNA. RefSeq names its product aureobasidin-resistance. Gene Ontology annotation, biological process: inositol phosphoceramide metabolic process; sphingolipid biosynthetic process. The record is from RefSeq and is a predicted model, not a curated record. Gene Ontology annotation, molecular function: inositol phosphoceramide synthase activity. Lineage: Eukaryota; Fungi; Ascomycota; Sordariomycetes; Hypocreales; Nectriaceae. Bases 1 to 1365 code for a protein of 454 amino acids. Gene Ontology annotation, cellular component: inositol phosphoceramide synthase complex. The transcript is spliced from 2 exons.
AUGAACGACUUCUCCGCCACCCUUUCGGGGAAGCCCAAGCUCCAGCUACUUUGGCCCGAGCACGUUAAUCUGCCAUUCCUCAACACUGUUCCUCACAGAUAUCGAAUUGGCCGUCGACGCACCAAAUCGAAAUCGAGACCUGGCAAUGAGGAGAUCACCAGUCUCAAAACAUCUUUCAACGCCUGGGAUGGUGUUCGUGAUCUCCAGAAGCAUCAUUGGAGGACGUCGGAUCUCCAAUAUGCUGUUGUUGGCCUCCUGGUUCUCUUCUCCUUCUGGAUUGCCCCUCCGGCUCCUGGUGUCAAGCUCCUAGCUAUCAUUGGUAGUGUUUGGGUUCUGCUUAUGCCUGCGACACGUCAAUUCUUUUUGCCAUCAGUGACAAUCUGGACCUGGCUAUUGUAUUUCUUUUGUAGCCGAUUCAUCCCCAACGAGUACCGACCCCAUAUUUGGGUCCGCGUGCUACCCGCCCUCGAGAACGUCUUGUACGGUGCCAAUCUGUCUAGCAUUCUCUCCGCUCAUCAACACUCGGUUCUCGACAUUCUUGCCUGGAUCCCCUACGGCCUGUGUCAUUUUGGUGCUCCUGUAGUCUGCGCCCUGCUCAUGUUCGUCUUUGCUGCCCCCGGUACCGCCCCUGUCUGGGCUCGCACCUUUGGCUGGAUGAGCAUUCUGGGUGUCACCAUCCAGCUUCUCUUCCCCUGUGCGCCACCUUGGUACGAGAUGGAGCAUGGUCUUGAACCUGCUGCCUACGGCAUGCCUGGAUCUCCUGCUGGACUCGCCCGCAUCGACGCCAUUUUCGGCAUCGACCUUUACACGACCAACUUCAGCACUGCACCUGUUCCUUUCGGCGCUUUCCCCUCGCUUCACGCCGCGAACGCUGUUCUCGAGGCUCUUUUCAUGUCUCACUGUUUCCCCCAAUUCCGAACUUACUUCAUCAUGUACGCUGGAUGGGUCUGCUGGGCCACCAUGUACCUCAGCCACCAUUAUGCCAUUGACUUGGUGGUCGGUGGCUUGAUUGCCUCUUGCUUUUUCUACGCAGCAAAGGCCCGAUGGUUACCCCGACGACAGGAGGGAAAGAUCACACGAUGGGAGUACGAGUACGUGGAGUAUGGCGACCGCAACGCCAUUUCUGACGAGGAGUACGGCGAGUAUUUCGGUAUGGGUCUGCUCGGACGCCCCCGCGCCGAUUCCAGUGAUGGCUGGACUGUUGCCAGCUCCAGCUGCAGUUCUAGCAGCGGAACCCUAAGUCCUACUCUCUCCGAAGAAGCCCUUCCCGGGAUGCUCAUGGAUAUGGACAACAACGGACAGCUCUGGGACGGCAACGCUCCUGCUCGAGAUGUGGAGCUGAGUGAAGUUGUGGUGGUGCGAUAA